AUGGAGAUCUUCAUCAAGGCGGAAAAUUACCUGGUUUGGCGUGUUAUUGAAACUGGUGAUUUUGAAAUAACUGCAACCAAUGACAAACAAGAGGUAGUUUCUAAAUCUAUUUCUGAUUAUGACAAAGAAGAUUAUCAGAAACUUGAACUGAAUGCUUUAGCAAUAAAGUACUUACAUUAUGGACUUGGACCCCAUGAACAUAACCGUAUCAUGGGAUGCAAGUCUUCCAAACAGAUUUGGGAUUUGCUACAGGUAACUCAUGAAGGUACUAACGAGGUAAAAUGUUCUAAAAUAGAUUUAUUGAUAUCUAGGUAUGAAAGGUUUGAAAUGCAAUCUAAAGAAACCAUAGAAGAGAUGUUUACCAGAUUCAAUGAUAUUAUUAAUGAACUGAACUCCCUUGGCAGGCAUAUUCCUAUUGAUGAACAGGCAAGAAAGAUCCUAAGAAGUCUACCACAAGAUGAACGUUGGAGAUCCAAGGUUACUGCUAUGCAGGAAGCUAAGGAUUUCACCAAGUUUAAUAUGGAACAACUAGUUGGAUCAUUGAUGACACAUGAACUUCAUCUGAGUUCCAAUAAUGAAAGUUCCAGAAGUAAAAGCCUUGCACUUAAGGCUCAAGAUUCAGAAGAAUCGGAAGUUGAUGAGGAAGAGAUGGCUAUGCUAGUGAGGAAAUUUAAAAAGAUGAUGAAUAAUAAGAAGUUCGAAAGGAACAAGAAGUUCACAAGUUCCAGAAACACAACGUGCUUCAGGUGUGGGUCAAAAGAUCACUUCAUUAAGGAUUGCCCUGUACAGGAUGGAGAGAAAGGAAAGACAAAAGGCAAAGAACAAUCCAAAGAGUCAAAAGUCUAUAAGCCUUACUUCACCAAGGACAAUGUGAAGAAAGCCAUGCUAGCUGCUUGGGGAGAUACAGAUUUAGAAGAAGAGGAGGACCAACCAUUAGAAGAAACUGCUCAUUUAUGUUUAAUGGAAAAAACUGAUGAAGCUGCCAAACUAAAGGAGCUUGAGUCUGAGGUAUGGUUCUCUUACAACCAAUUAAAACAUCUGUCUAAAGAGAAUCUAAUAAAUACUGUUUUGGAAAUUCAAGAAGAUUUAAAGGAAUUACAUAGAUCCAAACAGCAAAGUGAUAAAGCUUUAGUUACUUACAAAGAGAACAGUGAAUGGGUUGAUAACAUGAAGUUUGACAUUCAAUACAGGUUCUUUAGUCUGUUUGAUGAUAAUAAAAAUUUAGAAGAGACUAUAGAGAAUCUGAAACAAGAUAACAUACUCCUGAAUGUGGAAUUGUCUUUGUUAAAACUUAGUGUCGAUACUCCUAACUCUGAAGUUCCUCCACCUACUGAUUAUCCGAAUUUUGAAAAAUUAAAACAUGAUUUGGAAGAUUUAAAAACGGAUAAGGCACGUCUUGAGGGGGAACUUGAGAGAGCUAGGAAAGGUUCCAUGACCUUUGGUGAUAAUAUGAAAGGUGAUAUAAUUGCUAUUGGAAAGAUAGGAAGGUCACGUUCCCAUGCCAUUGAUAAUGUAUUUUUAGUCGAGGGCCUCAAACACAAUUUGUUAAGUAUUUCACAGUUUUGUGACAAAGUUAAUUCUGUUAGCUUUACUUCUAAUAAGUGUAGAAUCAUCCACAAUGACACUGGGAACAUUAUUUUGGAAGGAACUCGUAAAGGGAACACAUAUAUUGUGGAUCUAAAUGAGGUUCCUAACAGAAGUUUAACAUGUCUUAGUGUUAUUGAGGAUGAUCCUCUUUUAUGGCACAGAAGGUUUGGCCAUGCAAGCUUUUCUUUACUUGAUAAAAUAAGAUCUAAGAACUUACUGGAAGGACUUCCUUGCAUUAAGUUCCUGUAUGACAAAGUGUGUGAAGCUUGUGCUAGAGGAAAACAGACUCGAAUUUCCUUCAAGUCCAAAAAGAUGAGAAGAACAGGAAAUCAAUUGAUACAUCUUAGAUCAGAUCAUGGAACAGAAUUCGAGAAUUCAAAAUUUGAUGAAUUCUGUACUGAGUAUGGUAUAGAUCACAACUUCUCUGCCCCAAGAACUCCACAACAAAAUGGAGUGGUGGAACGCAAGAAUAGGAGCCUUGAAGACAUGGCAAGGACAAUGCUGAUAUCAAGCAGGUUGCCUAGGAACUUCUGGGCUGAAGCAGUUAACACAACAUGUUAUAUACUUAACAGAGUAUCUGUUAGGGCCAUCACCAAUAAAACUCCCUAUGAACUUAUGAAAGGGAGAAAGCCUAAUAUUUCCUACUUUAGAUCUUUUGGAUGUAAAUGCUUUGUUCACAAUAAUGGUAAGAGGAACUUGGGUAAAUUUGAUGAACGUAGUGAUGAGGCAGUAUUCCUAGGAUAUGCCUCGAAUAGUAAAGCUUACAGAGUCUAUAAUAAAAGAACUAUGUGUGUUGAGGAGUCUGUACAUAUUAUAUUUGAUGAAACUGAACAUUUGGUUGAUGUACAUGAUUGUGAUGAUGAUUUCGAAAUUGGACUUGUGCGUAAGCAGAAUUUAGAUGAGGAACCAGCAUCACAGCAGAAGCAGCAAGUUGAAAUUGCUGAAGUAACAAAUCCUGAAGCAAACGCUGAACCUGAGAUGGAGAAUGCACCAGGAACUCCACUUCAAGAACAGACUGAUGUUCAUAAUGAAGACCAGAAUGUGGAAACACCUGAAGAAGUUCAAACUGAGUUUCAUGAACAAGUUCCUACAGAAGAACUAGUCAACAAUGAUGAAGAAAAAUUGUAUCCAAUCAAGGAUUUCACUCCAAGGCCCUGA
This is a messenger RNA of Chenopodium quinoa (quinoa), 2745 nucleotides long. RefSeq lists its product as uncharacterized. Gene Ontology annotation, biological process: DNA integration. Gene Ontology annotation, molecular function: nucleic acid binding; zinc ion binding. Lineage: Eukaryota; Viridiplantae; Streptophyta; Magnoliopsida; Caryophyllales; Amaranthaceae. The transcript is spliced from 4 exons. The record is from RefSeq and is a predicted model, not a curated record. The coding region runs from base 1 to 2745 and encodes 914 amino acids.